AUGCUCUCUUCCGCCCCCAUGGCCAUGCGCGCCGCCGCCCGCCGAGCUGUUCGAUCGUCGCCGUCAAUCACCACUGCGCCGAACUCGAACCGCUGCGUCGUCGGUCUCAACUACUCCCGAUCCUUCUCGUCUGCCCGGUCUGCACGCCCAAUCGCCCAUCGAGCCGCGUCUGUCAUUGCUAACCAGCAGCGAAGAGGCUAUGCUGCCACCACAAACCCCAACCCGCCUCUUGGCAAGAAGAAUGCCUCGAACGACGUCCCGUCCCGCAUUGGUCUGAUUGGAGCCCGAGGAUACACUGGUCAAGCCUUGGUCGAGCUCCUCAACAACCACCCUUAUAUGGACCUUCGACAUGUGUCUUCACGAGAGCUUGCCGGCCAGGAGCUCCAGGGAUAUUCGAAGCGCAAGAUCACCUACGAGAACCUCGACGCUGAGGCGGUGCUACAAUUGGACAGCGAGGUAGACUGCUGGAUCAUGGCAUUGCCUAACGGUGUUUGCAAACCCUUUGUCGAUAUCCUCAACCAGGGCGAGAAGAAGAGUCUCAUUGUAGACUUAUCGGCAGACUAUCGUUUCGAUGAUUCUUGGACCUAUGGACUUCCCGAGCUUCAAAAAAGAUCCGACAUCUGCCAGAGCUCAAGAAUUUCAAACCCGGGAUGUUACAGUACAGGUAGCCAACUUGGUAUUGGGGCACUGCUUGAUCAUAUCGACAGGAGUAAAACGGUCAAUGUAUUUGGAGUGAGCGGUUAUUCAGGGGCUGGCACCAAACCCUCGCCCAAGAAUGAUGUCAAGCUGCUUCAUGACAAUCUGAUUGCUUACUCUCUUACUGGACACAUCCAUGAGAGAGAAGUGGCUCAUAGUCUUGGCCUUGGGCAAGGCGAAGUAGCGCUGAUGCCACAUGUCGCUUCUUGGUUCCGUGGCAUCCAUCUGACUAUUAGCAUCCCUCUUAAAGAGAAAAUGGAUUCUCGAACAAUCCGCCAAAUUUACCAAGACCGAUAUGCUGGCGAGAAGCUUGUCAAGGUUGUCGGCGAAGCUCCCCUGGUCAAAGACAUCGCUGGGAAACACCACGUUGAAAUAGGUGGGUUCGCAGUUGACAGCACCGGAAAGCGGGUCGUUGUCGCCGCGACGAUCGACAACCUCAGCAAAGGAGCCGCCACUCAGUGUUUGCAAAACAUGAACCUGGCGCUUGGGUAUGCGGAGUAUGAAGGCAUUCCCGUAGAGUAA
Clonostachys rhizophaga is the source of this 1218-nucleotide messenger RNA. The record is from the annotation of a GenBank genome assembly. NCBI's taxonomy places the organism in Eukaryota, Fungi, Ascomycota, Sordariomycetes, Hypocreales, Bionectriaceae.